Messenger RNA from Kogia breviceps (pygmy sperm whale), 270 nucleotides. It is a transcript of the gene KRTAP3-1, whose product is annotated as keratin associated protein 3-1. The record is from RefSeq and is a predicted model, not a curated record. Gene Ontology annotation, cellular component: keratin filament. Gene Ontology annotation, molecular function: structural molecule activity. NCBI's taxonomy places the organism in Eukaryota, Metazoa, Chordata, Mammalia, Artiodactyla, Physeteridae.
UGCAGCAUCCGCAGUGGCCGGGCCACCACCGUCUAUGCCUCCAACAGGCGCUGCCGGUGCUCAGUCUGCCUGCCCAGCACCUGCCCACACCUGAUCCGCCUCCUCCAACCCUCCUGCUGCGCCCCAUCCCCACCCUGCUGUCAGCCCGAUACCUUCAUGCCCUCCUGCUGGCUGCUCAGCUCCUGCCACCUGACCCCUGGCCUGAGUGGGAUCUCCCUGAUGACCCACACUCAGCCUUGAAGCGAAGGGCCCUGUGAGCCCUGCUGCUGA